This is a messenger RNA of Symbiodinium natans, 1001 nucleotides long. The record is from the annotation of a GenBank genome assembly. NCBI's taxonomy places the organism in Eukaryota, Dinophyceae, Suessiales, Symbiodiniaceae.
AUGCCCCUCCACUUCGUGGAGGAGAAGUCCGCGGGCGAGGUCUACGUCGCCCUCAAAGGGAAACAGCUCGGAGACGAGGCCCUACACGGAAAGUUCGACGAGUUGAGAGCGUACUUGUCAGAGAGAGCCGACAAGCCCUGGCUGGACAUCGACCUAUCCAACAAUCCGUGGGUCACAGACGUGGGCAUCAGGUCCUUUGCUCUGCCUUUUCUGGUAGAGUAUGGAUGGGUGCUGAGGCUGCGCCUCUUCGGCACAGCGAUCGGCGGCCCUGGGCUGCGGUGUCUCGCCCCUCUUAUACGAGCGGGCUGGGUGCAGGAGCUGCACCUGUCGCACUUAAAGUCAAAGCCCACGGAGGCGGAGGUCGUGAGCCUUCUUUGGGAAGUGAAAGAGUCCGGCCGCUAUCCGCAGUACGGCACGUUGCCGCUGCUGCUGCGCCUUGAGCGCAACCAGCUCGACGUGGACGUGAUCAUCCACGAGGCGAAGGAAAUGGGGCUGACCUUCCGCAGCGGGCCCAUGGAUGAGCUGGAACCGUCGCGGACGACGGCGGCGAAGGAGAAGUUCGACGCUGAAAAGGUCGAGGCCAUGGUAGACUUCCCGUUACUCGAAGACCAGUGGCUCCAAGCCGUGCCACCAUCCACGCCUCCCCAGACGCGAUCGAAGUCUGCGGCUGUGGUGGCGACUUCGUCCUCGCAGCCUCCUCCGCCGCCGCCACCGCCGGAACUCCAGCCGCCGCCACCGCCACCACCACCGCCGAAGGCGGCACCGGCAAAGGGGCUACCAAAGCCGCCAGUAAAGGGGCCGCCCAAGGCGCCGCCCAAGGCGCCGCCGAAGGCGCCGCUGCCGAAGGCAGUCAAGGUGCUGACGCCGCAGCUGCUGAUAUCUUCUCAGAAGCUGAACGCCAAGCUGCUGACGUCAAGACCAAAAGUGCACGGCGCGCCGAAGCCUCGGCCGGCUGGGCCGAAGCCCGGGCCGGCUCUGGCGAAGCCUCGGCCCAGACCCAG